Molecule: messenger RNA, 858 nt
Organism: Trypanosoma conorhini
Lineage: Eukaryota; Euglenozoa; Kinetoplastea; Trypanosomatida; Trypanosomatidae
Product: 39S ribosomal protein L46, mitochondrial
Exons: 1
Coding region: 1-858 (285 amino acids)
Cellular component (GO): mitochondrial large ribosomal subunit
Molecular function (GO): structural constituent of ribosome
Source: RefSeq, a predicted model, not a curated record
AUGCGGCUCGUUGCACUGCCGCCACGCCUGGCCGGGCGCUCUUUUCACGCGCAGCAUCGGACGCCCAUAAUACCCCAGCUGCCUCUGGGCGACACUUCACCGGAGUCGACGACUGGCGUGCUGGUUGGAUACCUCCUGCACCGCCACCCGGUGGUGAAGCACACCCCGCACCCACUUGAGGCGGAGAUGGGCUUCCUGCUGGAACGCGAGCACCAGCGUUACUGUAGGCACGAGGCGUCGGAGUCUGCCACGCACUUCAUGGGCCAACGGGGGCUCUCCAUCGACGUCAUGAACCGCACUGAUCCGCAGGAGACAAAAAGCAACUUCUUCGGCCUAGACCUCUACCAGGAUGCGAUGCGGGUAGUGCUGCAGCGUUACACACCGGAGAAGCGAGUGACACCGCACGACCUAUGGAAUCCUGCGGAGCUCGGCGACGGCGGUCCUCCCCCUCGUCAUUCGAUUCAUCGCAAGCUGGAUGACUACCUUUACCUCAUCGUAAAAGAGGCGGCGAGCGGGAAAUGGACGGUGCCGCAGACCGCCGUCAAGCCGCGGGAAACACUUCGCAUGGGCGUAGACAGGGCGAUAGCGAAGCACAACAGCGAUGCCCUGGACUGUUACGUGUGGUCAAACGCACCGCAGGCGACCGUGCUGAACACCGUUGAAAACACUCGCCUUUUUGUGUAUGCGGCGACGUAUCUGAUGGGACGGCCCAAAUUCUCCGAAUUUGAGCCGGUACUGGAAGACCACGCUUGGGUAACACGGCACGAGAUGCUUCAAUACAAGCAGGAGUUUCAGAGUACCGACCUGCUCGAGGCGUUGCUUGACAUUUCUGCUGAUGGCACCUUCGAGAGUGUUUGA